AUGGCGGCUCCAAUGGUGGAAUUCGUUUUUCCUGCUGGAUCUAGUGGAUCUGGUAAAGAUGGAGUGUGUAUUGGUGAGAAAAGAGCUCGUACCCAUGAGAUGUGUGAUGAUGGUGGUAGUGAUGGUGAGGAUUCUUCUCUUCAUGUGCCUACUUUGUUGAUGAGUUUUAAACAUAAGGUUUUUGGUGUCUCUGGCAUGGCUGAAGAUAAUCUAGUUAUUGGUGAUGGCGAUUGUGUGGUUAUGAAUGGGAAUAUUCCUUCCAUUAAAUUCUCUGAGUCAAUUAAGGAGUGUCUAUAUCGUCCUUGGAGAACUUCUGUGACCAUCAAGCUUAUGGGUCGUCCAUUGACUUAUAAUUUUCUUUGUGCUCGUCUUCUUCAACGCUAA
Messenger RNA from Prunus armeniaca (apricot), 384 nucleotides. NCBI's taxonomy places the organism in Eukaryota, Viridiplantae, Streptophyta, Magnoliopsida, Rosales, Rosaceae. The record is from the annotation of a GenBank genome assembly.